CCCUUAAACUAGCUCCUGGGACAACGUGCGAUUGGCUUCACUUGUCAUCCGAGAUUCAGGGUUAGCUGGUGUGUGUGUGUGUGUGUGUGUGUGUGUGUGUGUGUGUGUGUGUGUGUGUGUGUGUGUGUGUGUGUGUGUGUGUGUGUGUGUGUGUGUGUGUGUGUAUGUGUGUAUGUAUGUGUGUAUAUAUGUGUGUGUGUGUGUGUAUGUAUGUGUGUGUGUAUGUGCGUGUGUGCGUUUACUCUGAGAUCACCGGCUGUUAAAGAGCGAUUGAUCCAGAUCGCUUUUAAAGACCCUUGCAUUUUUGGAAGCUGUUUACUUUGAAAUCGAAGGUGCUUUGGAUAUAAUUCCAGCCUUUUGGAAUUUGAAACCCUGCUACCAUGGAUCAUACAAUAUUUAGCUGCCUGCGCAGCUCACAUACCCCAGCCCAGAGUCUGCACCACUUCUCUCAAUCUCCACUAGCUCUUAACGGAAGAUCAGACCAUGUGGCUUUUCCAGACCUGUCUUCUUCUUGUAUCAUAGCUGGAUUUCCUAAUGAAGAAAACAUGUUUACAGCUCAGCGUCAUCAUCAUCACCUACAUCAUCACCACCGAGGUCACCAACAGCAGCAACAGCAAUCAGCUGCCCAAGCUACCUGGCACAUCCCCCAGAUCUCCUCGCCCCCUCCCCUGGCCAGGCACGCUCUCUGUGUCCAACCGGAGUCGGGCCCCCCCGAUCUAGGGUCGAAUCCUCCAAACUUGGUGGACUGCAACCCCAGCUUGACUGCCAACAACCCCAACGUGGCAUCCAGUGUUCCUGGGGAUUACGUGAGGCCGCCGGACACCCCCGUGGAAUCGGAGAAAAGGAACCCGAAGAGGAAAAGCGAUGGCUCAGAGACGCAAGACAGCAGUUACAAGGGAGAGGUGAACAGCAAACCAAGGAAAGAAAGAACAGCCUUUACCAAAGAACAGAUUAGAGAAUUGGAAGCUGAGUUUGCUCAUCACAAUUAUCUGACUAGACUGCGAAGAUAUGAGAUAGCAGUAAAUUUGGACCUCACUGAGAGACAGGUGAAGGUGUGGUUCCAGAAUCGGAGGAUGAAAUGGAAACGUGUUAAAGGAGGCCAACAAGGAGCUGUUGCAAGGGAAAAAGAACUAGUUAAUGUGAAGAAAGGGACAUUACUGCCCUCCGAGCUCUCUGGGAUUGCCACAUCAGGUGGUCAUCAUGCUGGAGACAUUCUAUCAAAUGACGAAAGCCAGGACAGUGAUCACAGCACUGAGCUUGGCCAUUUGUGAUGCAAGGAGAAAGAGAGCAAAUCUCAGUAGAUACUCAGGAAAGUAAUGGCACAAGGAGGAAGCAAAUCAUAUUGUCUUACAGCUUCCAUGUGUGAAUUCCUCUUGUGGACAUGGUGCAAACAUCAAAGCCUCUGAGCAUUCCAUAUUUGCAUUUAACAGUUGCACGAUUUUUUGAAUCUAUGCUUUGAUUUCCACUGUAAAUAAAAAAAAUGGAAGUGAUGUUUAAAAAGCAAAAUGAAAGUUACAGAGAAACCCAAGGAAGAACAAUGGGAAAGCUUUCUCCAGUGUAAUGAGUGAAGCAAAAUAAUCAACAAGUUUAUAAAGAAUGAGUAUACAAUCUUGGCAUAGAAGAAAUCUACAUCCAUAAUGGGAAAUGUAGCAUUUCAAUGUAAUUGAAAAUUUUAAAUAGAGCUCUGAAAGAGACAGCUACAAAAUGCAAAUGCCUUCACCAGUUCUUUAUUAUAGGUGCAAUACUUAUUCAAUUACAAUAGAAAAGUAUCUAUUAGAGCAGUAGCCACAUACACACUAUUGAUACAUAUAUAUGGAUUGUCCUGAUACUGUACAUACUGAGAAGUUGAUGAAGUUAAAACAAGCAUCUGCUCAACUAAACCUUGAAACACAUCUGCCUUAGUGAUACAGCAAUGAUACCAAAAUCAAGAAAUAAUAUUUUAGCUUGUAGCCCUCUCAGUCAUUUCAGUUACAUCAGUGAUAUCAGUCAACAUUCUGCCUAGUGUUGGAAACUGAAAUUUUAUGUUUAAAUCUUAACAAAUUCUCUCAGAAAAAUACACGGCAUGUACUUAGGUUAUACAAACAUGAAAAAUUUGCUUUGCUUGUCAUUUAUCUUAAAAAUUCAAUAGCAUUUCAAAAACAUUAUCAAUUUUUGUUAAAUAGCUUCUACAGUCGCUAUUUCUAACAGUUAAGAAAAUAUUAUGAAGGAAUAUCUAUUCUAUGCAAUGCCCUAGGAGACUUUCCAAUACAAAAUUGAUAAUACUCAUAUUAGUGUUAGUUCAAUGAUGAACACUUGAUUAACCAUUUUACCUGUGGUUAGCAAGAUAGCCUCUUGGCAUUUUCCAGCGUCUGUGAAGUUUAUAUAGUAUUUCCAAAAUAUGUAAUGUUGACAAUCAGAACCAUUUAUUGCACUCAUGUUUAAUGCAUGCCAGAUUUAGAGGUGUAAAAAUAGCACUGUAGAAUUUUUUUUUGGCUCCAAAAUAAUUAUUUGGCAUUGUUGAUGGGAGUAACUUAUGACGCUACAAAGGCUGUACUUAUUACAUGUUACACAUUUUAUUGAAAUGUAAUAAUUUGUUGAAACCUGUGCGCAUCUGCCCAAUCAAAUUUCAAUCACUGUCUCAUUUAUGGUAUGUAUAGAAUGAAGAGCAAUCAAGGGUGAAAUACAAAUUUAGACAUCAGUUGAAAAAUUGAGGAUGUAAUUCCUGAUUUAUCAGGAAAUGGAAAGAUUUAAACUUGGCGUUAGAAUAAAGUGAAUGACAAAUAGAGAGUGGGUCUUGUAUGUAAUGUUCAAUGACAGGAUGAACUAAGUGGCCAAAUAUUCCUCCUUUGUUCCUGCUUUAUUAUGUAUAAUCAAUAAAAUUAACAGCAGAAUGAUUUAUAAAUGCUAUCUGAUUUCAGAGAUUAGAUCAUUUCCUGUGUUUUGUUUUACUUUGUGUUAUGGAAUUUUGAUAAAUUUACAGUCAGUAUUUUGAGUACGUUCCCAAUGUAAACAUGCAUUUAGGUUUGACAGUGUAUAACUGUAAUGACUUCAAGAUAAUUUCAUACCUUUGUAUCCAAUAUACCACCAUGCUUUAUAAAAUUGAACUAUGUAUCAUUAGUUGCAAAUGAUAUCUAAAGUUUACAGUUUGAUUAAUUACAUUGCAAAGUUUUGAAUAUUUCUGGUAAAUGAUUGUCCUAACUCUGAAAAAGUCUUAUUCAUGGGGAAUACAACCUUACAAUAAAGCUCAGCAAAUGUAUUUGCCUCAAAAUUAAGAAUACUGGUAACAAUAAAAAAAAAUCCCAGGCAACCUUUGCAGCCU
This is a messenger RNA of Mobula hypostoma (lesser devil ray), 3298 nucleotides long. RefSeq names its product mesenchyme homeobox 2a (gene meox2a). The record is from RefSeq and is a predicted model, not a curated record. The coding region runs from base 381 to 1271 and encodes 296 amino acids. Lineage: Eukaryota; Metazoa; Chordata; Chondrichthyes; Myliobatiformes; Myliobatidae. Gene Ontology annotation, cellular component: nucleus. The transcript has 3 exons. Gene Ontology annotation, molecular function: RNA polymerase II cis-regulatory region sequence-specific DNA binding; DNA-binding transcription factor activity, RNA polymerase II-specific. Gene Ontology annotation, biological process: somite development; positive regulation of transcription by RNA polymerase II.